Molecule: messenger RNA, 5886 nt
Organism: Etheostoma cragini (Arkansas darter)
Lineage: Eukaryota; Metazoa; Chordata; Actinopteri; Perciformes; Percidae
Gene: auts2a
Product: activator of transcription and developmental regulator AUTS2 a
Exons: 16
Coding region: 1148-4618 (1156 amino acids)
Source: RefSeq, a predicted model, not a curated record
AGUGUGUUGGCAUGGGGCAUCAGGUUAAAGGCAUAGAGGCUUGGGGUAAAAGGUUUAGGAUCGUUAUUAUAGUAAAGGUUGAUAUACCUUUUUGGGGAUUUUAGAAGGCAGAUAUUUUUGAAUGAUUGCUGCAUAGUUGCCUUUUUUGAAUGUGCCUUUGUUAUGUAUUCAUUUAAUUAAUAGCCAUUUAAUCUGUAAAUGGUCCUUAUUGUUCAUGUUAAAGACAAUUGCAAGGUGUAGUAGAUCUUUUUCCUGGACUAAAUGUGUGCUGCAGAAUCCAUAUGACACUACAGUACAUGACAACCUGUGUCCAAGUAGACAAUGUAAAGUUGAAGAUGGUGGGUGACUCUGGCAGAUGGCUUUUUGUUGGUGUGGUGAUGCAGAAACAGUGUUUGAAAUGUCCACCAGCCUUUGAAGGCAUGGCCUUUCAGAGAAAUGCUCGGUAAAAUAUGCAGUUGUUGAUUUGGUUUUCUUCCACAUGGAAUACCAUUUCUAUGAUGUAAUGGCUAAUAAUUAAUAUUCUGAACACAUAGAGAAGCCAUAUGUUUUAGACUACAAUGCCAGAGUGACUUUCAGUGGCUUUAGGCCUAGACUAUAGGCUAGGCUUUGAGAAAGAUCCAGAGUAAGACUGCAAGCUGUUGAAUGUUGCAUCCUAAUAUCAUAAAGCAGCCAGAUGCCUUCAGUGUCAGACUGUGAAGGAGGGAGUUCGCUGACCUUGGGUAAGAGGAGUAGGUUCCUGGAGAAGAAAGAUGUGGCGUCACUUGCUCAACGCACCGUGGCGGGACAUGUUCACAGAGCAGAUAUUUGCUUUAACUUGAAAAGCCCUUCCUCUGGCAGAAUUGACAGCUUGGUGAUAACAUGUUUAAUAGAUCAUUUUACACCUCUUGUCGCAGGAUUUGAUGGACUGCCUUUGGGGAUCUUUGCCUGGAACCUAGCUUGGUUCAGUGACUCAAUGCAGUUUUGCAUUUCCAAAAAAAGGUUUUAUCUGUUGGAUAUUACAUGGUUACCUGGGAUCUAAUAGAUUAAGAACAUUCGCUUGGAUAUUGCCGAGAUUCUCCUCAGGGAUUUUUACACGAGUGGAGGUCAAGCAGUGCCAGUGUUUGACCCUUGAAGAGUGUGAUUCUCUGUAAGAGGUGGGUUUAUCUGGAUGUUUCCCAUGAAGGAGAUGGAUGGCCCUCGAUCCAGUGGCCUCCGCAAGAAGAGGAAGUCGAGGUCAGUGAGGGAUCAGGUCCGCAGAUCAAAUGGGAUAAGGAACAACCAUGUCAAGGGCUCCGUCUCUCGCUUCUCCUCCGACUCAGAGAGGGAGGGCAACAGGGAGCCCUCCUCAUCCCGCCCUCGACCCCCGCGAAGAAAGCGAAAGGAGUCUACUUCUGCUGAGGAGGACAUCAUCGAUGGCUUCUCUAUCACAGGCUUUGUGACUCUGGAGGCUCUGGAGAAGAACUUGACACUGAAACCCCAAGAGUGCAGAGACAACCAGGCAGGGCCCCUACACAAGAAAAAGGCUGCCAGGGUCCCCAACGGCCUGAGCCUGGAGCCCUGCAAGAACCAUCAUCACCACCAGCAGCAGGCUUCUGACCAGGAGAACAACCCCCGCCUGGCGCACACGCAAGGCAAGAGGAAGAAGAAACACCUGAACACGAAACACACAACGCUGAAGCCGGGGCAGAACAACUGUAAGGACAGCGACAGCGAGAGUGUAAGCGGAGAGUCCAAGCCUUCCAUCAGAAGCAGCUCCAGAGGCAGGCUGACAGAUUGUGACACAGAGAGUGACCAAGACGACAAGGUCUCCGAUGCCAGCUCAGAGAAAUUUUUCAGCACAGCUGCAGUUAAAGUUCAAGAUUUUGGCAUCCAUGUGCUCUCCACCAAUGACAGCCAGGAGCCUCAUGGCCCAGGCCUCCUCAAGGUGUCAGGCCUAGAACGCAGUCAGGAGAGGAGCCAGGACACCUGCAGGGACCACCAACCCCCUGCAUCUAGCACCCCCAGUCAACCUCUGCCCCCCAAAGCCCUGCCCCAGCCGUCCGUCCCCCAACCCCUGACCCCUCAUCGGACCCAGACAAACUGCCUUACCCAGGCUCCGGCCUUCACAAACCUGCCCCCACGCUCAGAGGCUCUCCCCAGGCCUCAGACACCCGCAGCCCUGCCUCUCGCUCAGGGCCAAGCGCCCUCGCCGACCCCCCCUCCCCGGCCCCAGCAUCAGCCGGAACUGCUGUCCCACCCCCGGCCUCAGCCAACAACCAGCCUUCACCCACAUCCGCCGUCUCCUGCCCUCCCCACCCUUCACCCUCACCAACAGCACCCAAGUCAGGCCGGGCCCCACCGGCCCCCGUCGCGCUGCCACCCCCGGCCCCUUUCUGCCUACAACGGCCUCCACCUCAACGGUCACAGCAGCAGCAGGAGCAGCACCCCAGGCACCAAGCCCCACGGGCCCCCUGCUCCCUCUUUGCACCUUCCCCACCACCCGCCUCCUCCUGCCGCCACAGCAGCCUCCGCCUUCCCGCUGCCCUUGGCGGCUAACCAGAACACCCCCCACAGCUUCCCCCCUGCCUUGCAGUCCUCGCCGCACCCACACCACCCCAAUAUGUUCGCUCCUCCAGCGGCCUUGCCUCCACCACCACCACUUACGUCUAGUACCCUGCCAGUCCCCGGACAUCCUGCCGCUGGGAGUGCCUACUCAGAGCAAGACCUUCUGCGCCAGGAGCUCAACACCCGUUUCCUGGCCUCCCAGAACGCCGACCGUGGCGCCUCGCUGGGCCCUCCGCCCUACCUGCGCACAGAGUUUCACCAGCACCAACAUCAACAUCAGCACCAGCAUCAGCACCAACACACCCACCAGCACACCCACCAGCACACCUUUACGCCCUUCCCCCACGCCAUCAUGCCCACCCCAGCACCGCCCAUGGUGCGUACCCCUGCCAGAAAUUUUGAAAAAUACCCAACAAAAGUUGACCCCUUCUACAGACACAGUCUCUUUCAAUCCUACCCACCGGCCAUGUCUGGCCUUCCUCCUGUCAUCCCCCCGACCGGGCCCUUCGGCUCGCUUCAGGGUGCCUUUCAGCCCAAGACCUCUAAUCCACUCGAUGUGGCCACAAGACCUGGAGGCGUCCCACACACAUUCUUGCAAAAAGACCCCAGGCUAACAGAUCCAUUUCGGCCCGUUCUCAGGAAACCAGGGAAGUGGUGCGCCAUGCACGUCCACAUCGCCUGGCAGAUAUACCACCACCAACAGAAAGUAAAGCAGCAGAUGCAGGUCGACCCUCACAAACUAGACUUCGGCCUCAAGCCUGAGUUCCUGAGUCGACCUCCAGGCCCCAGCCUCUUCGGCGCCAUCCAUCACCCCAGCGACUUGGCACGGCCUGCCACGCUCUUCUCCGCUGCAGGCGAGUGUGUGUCAGAUCUACAUUGCAUGUCAUUUAUUAAAGUUACGAGUACUGAUGGGGGUGUCUUUCUUUAUGCUUCUAGGGACUCUGUAGAAAAGCGCCACCCAAGCCAUCCGUCCCCGGUUCCUGUCGGCCUCCUUGGCCAUGCCCGGCCCCCUGAGCACCACAGGAACCACCUGCUCCCCACUUCCGUAGAGCCUCAGAGGGACAAGGAAAACAAGGCCAAAGACCGGGAGAGGGAGCAGCCAGACUCCUGGAAAGACAACGGGACGGAUGACCGCAAGCAAGGCGACAAGGAUGUCCACGACGGCCGAGCGUCAGAGGAAAAAGCGUCCAACGGGGGGACGCAGUCUCCCUACGUCCGGCAGACCAGCCUCGAGCGUCCCAAUGGCGGGCUGAGCAGGGAGAUUCUGGACAAAAAGGUAGAGCUGCCCUAUGAGCACCAGAAGAAAAACAGCGAGGUCAAGGUAAAGGAGGAGCGGAAGGAGGAGCCGGACGGAGCCACAGAGAGGGCGAGCGAGCACCCGACACGUGCGCCUUCUGCGCCAAACCUUCUCCCUCCCUCCUCGAUGCCCAUGCCCAUGAGUGUGAGUGUGGCUGGCGUUCACCCCAUCAACAGCAUCAGUAGUCUAGAGAGAACUCGAGUGGUGGCGCCCUUCAUGGGUAUCAGCCCUAUCCCGGGAGCCGACAGGUUCCCUUACCCUGCCUUCCAUUGGGACCCCUACAGGGGCCUGGACAUUCACAGACGGGACCUGUUGUUAAGGAAUGACCCUCUGCACCGGUUGGCGGCGCCUCGCCUCUAUGAGGCUGAGCGCUCCUACAGGGACCGCGAGCCUCACGACUUUAAUCGCGACCACAUCCACCCUCUGGCCCUGGAGCAGAGGAGGGAGCAGGAGCGUGCUCAUAUGGAGGAGCGCGAGCGCCUCAAUUUGCUCAGGGAGGACUACGAGCAUGGGCGCCUCCACCCCGUGAUGCACCAUCCCGCCCUAGACGGACACCUCCCCCACCCCGCCCAGGGCUUUGUGGCCCCUGGACUCCCGGGCACGCACUACUCGAGGGUCAGUCCUUCGGCUGCCCAUCAGAACGGUAUCCUUAACAAAACGCCCCCCGUCGCCUCUCUGAGCGCCCCGCCCCCUCUCAUCCCCACGCUGGGCGCCAGGCCCGGCUCACCCAGACGGACUACUCCCCUGACCGCAGACAUCAGAGACAGAGCAGCUCACAAAGACAUCGAGGCGCGGUGAGCUCUGACUCGGCGCCCCUGCGCCUCGCCAACACUGAACUCGCACCAAGCACUUAGCUUUGGGCAAAGCAAGACUGUAACAUAGCUGUGAAUAAGUUAUGCGUGGCAGAGAGGUGCCCGCGCCAUGAAUUGUUUUUGUACAAAACUACAGAGACAAUAAGUGUGGAACAAAACAAAAAAAGACAUAUUUUUCCGUUUGCUCCAGCUUUUUGUGUGCAUUCUUUUUCUGGUAUAGCAAAACAAGAAUAAACAAUUUUGGAAUGUACAGGUACUCUAGCAGUGACAGUGAAGUGUGUACGGUUGCUGUGCUCACCCUGUGUGGAUUAAAAAUCAUGGUACAAAUAUGCAAAAGGGUGUUUUGAAAGCUUUACUUUGAACAGGCGUAAAUAGACGAGUAUUACAGCAGUUCUUCAGAAUGUGCUUUUUGCCAUUUCCCUUUUGUUUGUUUUUUUCCGUCGCCGCGGCCGAUUAGCAUUGUACCAGAGACCCCGUAUUCAACUAUGCAACAAAUGUCUGGGCUCCCUUUCUGAACGCUGGCCUUCUUGCCUCUACCGAGUGUGUAACGGUUAAGGACAAACGGCUGUAUUCUCUCCAGAACUCAGAGGCGCGUUACAUCCGUGCAGAUACAGAUCCAAGCUUUAACUGAGCCGCGCUGGGGGUGGAGGUAGCGUUUUGAGAAUUACUUUCUCAAUUGUGGCGACAAUCCUAGAAAUGCAUUUUAAAGAUUUCCAAUGUUGACAGCUUUUCCCCCAGUCUGGUCGUGGGGAGAAUGCAGCGCGUAAGACCCCGUGACGGCACAUUUGCCCAUUGAAGGAGUGUAAAGUACAUGUUUUGGAAAUAGCUUCUGUUGGUCACACCGUGUAUAAAAGUGCUUUCCUGAGUUUGUGUAAAAAGUACAAAAUCAAAAGACAAAAAAGCAAGUCUAAACUACGGACAGUUUGUUUCUAAUGAGCAGAGAUAUAUUUUAGUAGUCCACUGAAGGUUUAGUUGUGCGCUUCAAACUCUGUGAUAUCAUGUCGUGCAGUGUUUUUUAAUCCGACGUAAAAAUGUCCACCGGAGCCGUAGUGGUUAGUCAACGCGUAUUGCGAAAAAGAUUGUCGAGCCUUUUUUUUUUUGCUGUUAACGUGUACGGGGGAAAAGUAAAGUCUUUCUAGAUCGUGUACAAAAAUGAGGAAAAAAAUUAAGCGACUGAAUCUUCAGCAUGCUCCUCAUUUAAACUUGUGUUAUGUAAAUUGUGCCAUGUUAUUAAAAAAAUGUGUACUAACCCUG